Messenger RNA from Lotus japonicus, 2791 nucleotides. Its product is annotated as inactive TPR repeat-containing thioredoxin TTL3-like. The coding region runs from base 341 to 2416 and encodes 691 amino acids. Gene Ontology annotation, molecular function: protein binding. The record is from RefSeq and is a predicted model, not a curated record. Lineage: Eukaryota; Viridiplantae; Streptophyta; Magnoliopsida; Fabales; Fabaceae. The transcript is spliced from 9 exons. Gene Ontology annotation, cellular component: cytoplasm.
UAAUAUCCGCAAAGUUAGAGAGAGAUAGAGAAUCUAGCAUAGAGAGUAAGAAAAAUCCACCAUUCUUCUCUCUCACUCUCUGUCGAAAUAAAAUCUACAAUUUCCCUCCAUGGUGUUGUUCUAUAACAAGUAACAACAAUCAAUUCAAUGCACCAUAUCUCACAUCUUUCCUUUCCAUUUCUAUCUUAAACUCAAAACCAAACCAAACCAAGCACACUGAUUACCAUUAACCACACUUAAUUAACCAACAAGCCUUUUGUAUCAAUCAAAUCUCCCUCCUAUAUAUAUAAAAACAACAUCACCAAACAACAACAUUAAAAUUCAGACACACAGAAUUAAAAUGUCCAAGACUAUGCAACAACAACAACAACAACAACAGGGUUUCGAUUCCCUGUGUUGCGACUACAAUAAGCCCGAUUCCAAACAACUCGAUCUGCCCGCUUCUUCCACCGCCGUUCCUCCCAAACUCCCCACCAGCCACUCCGGCGAGCUUUCUCGCGCUUCCAGACCCGCUCACCGGAGAUCGGUCUCCGCCGGAGCUCCGCUAAUCUACUCCGGCGGAGCCAAUGGUGGUGGAGGUUCUGGUUCUGGUUCGAGUCCGACCCUGCUUCCGACCGGGAACAUUUGCCCCUCAGGGAAGAUCCUCAGACCGGGUUUGCCAUCUCGCGGCCCGAACCGGACAGAAGUUUUGGGUUCUGGCACCGGGAACUAUGGCCGCGGUAACAUAGUUCGCGGCGGCGGCGGUGGGAACUCGGUGGCGGCGGAUUCACCGGUGAAGCGGGCGAUGCGUGGCUAUGAUCCCGAGGAGGCGAAGAGGGUUGGGAACGAGAUGUAUAGGAGUGGGAACUUUGCGGAUGCGUUGGCAUUGUAUGAUCGUGCUGUUGCCAUGUCGCCUGGGAACGCUGCUUACCGGAGUAACCGUGCGGCGGCGCUCACGGCGUUGGGGAGGUUGGGUGAGGCGGUUAGGGAAUGUGAAGAGGCUGUGAAGUUGGACAAUGGUUAUGCUAGGGCUCAUAAGAGGCUUGCUUCUCUUUAUCUAAGGAGGGGUUCAAUUUUUUGUUGGGUUAUUAGAUUUGGAAUUUUCUAUAUAUGUAGAAUCGGGCAGGUUGAGAAUUCGCGGCUCCACCUGUGUCUCUCUGGGCUGCCGGAGGAUCCAUCGGAAGAGCAGAAGCUGUGCUUGUUGGAGAAGCAGCUGAGUCGAUGUGCUGAUUCACGGAAGAUUGGUGAUUGGAAGAGGGCACUUAGGGAAUCCGAGGCAGCCAUUGCUGUUGGAGCAGAUUUCUCACCUCAGUUAGUUGCUUGUAAAGCUGAAGCUUAUUUAAAACUCCAUCAACUUGAGGAUGCUGAAUCCUGUGCUUCCAAAAUUCCCAAGAUGGAAGGUUGUCCUCCAUCCUGCUCUCAAGCCAGGUUCUUCGGCAUGAUUGGUGAAGCCUAUGUGCAUUUGGUCUCCGCUCAGGUUGAAAUGGCAUUGGGAAGGUUUGAGAAUGCUGUCACAGCAGCAGGAAAGGCUAGGCUGUUAGAUUAUAGUAAUUACGAAGUUUCUAGGAUUGUAAAUACUGUGAACAGAGUGGCGCAAGCUCGUUCAAGGGGCAAUGAACUUUUCAGUUCUGGAAAAUUUUCUGAUGCUUGUACUGCUUAUGGAGAAGGCCUCAAAUAUGACAAUUCCAACUAUGUUUUAUAUUGCAAUAGAGCUAUUUGCUGGUCUAAACUUGGCCUAUGGGAACAAUCAGUUCAAGACUGCAACCAAGCUCUUAACAUUCAGCCAAACUACACCAAAGCCCUUCUCCGCAGGGCUGCGUCAAAUGCAAAGCUUGAAAGAUGGGCAGAAGUUGUUAAAGAUUACCAGGCCUUGAAACACGAGCUGCCUAAUGACAAUGAUGUUGCUGUAUCUCUUCAUCAAGCUCAACUAGCAUUGGAAAAAUCUCGUGGCCUGGCCAAUGGUACCAAGUUUGGAGUUGAAGUUGAAGAAAUCUCUUCAGUAGAUAAAUUUAAAUCUGCGAUUGCUUCUGCUGGUGUUUCGGUAGUUUAUUUCAAAGAGACAUUAAAUGAACAAUGUGAAGAAAUUUCUCCAUUCAUCAAUACAUUAUGUGUUAGAUAUCCCUCUGUUAAAUUUAUUAAGGUGGACGUGGAGGAGUGUCUAGCAAUAGCAAAAGUUGAAAGCAUAAGAAGUGUUCCCACUUUUAAAAUUUAUAAAAAUGGGGAGAAGGUGAAGGAGAUGUUCCGCCCAACCCAUCAGGCCUUAGAGGACUCAAUAUUGCAUGUUCUGAGGUUAACAGCUCUGUUAGCAUGGUUAAUAAAGCAUCACACAAUGCUGACACUACAUUUGGAUACAUUGAUAGAUGGGGUAUCAGGCAAGAGGGAAGGAGCUGAUGGUUCUGCCGAAGGAGUUCUUAAAGCCUUAUGGCGUUUUGACUAGGGUGAGGAGCGUUAUUUUGAUGGGGGAAGCGAUGUGGCAUGAGGUAUGACUGCACAGAUGAUGUUGCCCUCUACCAGAUAGUGGCCCAAAUCAAUGUGCACAAGUCGUCUUUGGGGAGUUGAGGUAGUUCCUUGGGGUCUUAGUAGUUUGAGGUCUUGGUUUGUUCCUAGUUCUUUUAGGGUCUUAAUAGGUUUUGGUUCGUUAGGGUUUUUGCAUGUUUGCCUGUUGGCCUUGGGAGGUUUUGUAUUUAGGUUGGGUUGUUUGGGUAGUUGUUAGUCUUACUGAUUUUUUAAGCCCUUUUGAGGAGGGUUGUAUAUCUUGAUCAAUUUCUAAAUUUCCUCAUUUAUAUAUACAUAUUUUGCUUUAAAAAAAAGA